UGCGCAGGUCAAUACAAUGCGCCUCGUCGCUCCAAUGUAAACAAGAAGGGAACGAAGAAGAAGAAGAAGGAGGAAUAGAGAGAGAGAUAUAUCAUAUAUUAUAUUAAUCUCUAUGUGAGGAUGGUGUCCCGCUUGAGCCAGCUGCAAGGAGAGCUGCUGGGGGCGCUGCUGGGGUCGGGGGUCAGCAAGGAGGCCCUGGUGGCGGCCCUGGGAUCAGGGGUCAAUGCAGGGGAAGAGGAAGAGGAGGAAGAACAGGAGGAACAGGAAGAACAGGAAGAGGAAGAGGAAGAAGAAGACCACCUCCUGGAGGAGGCCCCCUUAAGGAAGCAGCUGGAGAGGCUCAGCCCACACCAGGCCGCCCAGCAGAAGGCCGUUGUCGACACCCUCCUACAGCAGACUUCCAGUCUCUCUAAUGGCUACCUCAGCAGGGAGGAAACGACUUCCUGUCUCUGUAAUGGUGACCUCCAUGGGGAGGGGGUGACUUUCUGUCCUCAUGCAUUGCCUCCCUCCCUUCCAGGCCUGGCCUCCACUCAAGCCCAGAACGUCCCGGCCGUCCUCAACAGCAUGGGCAGCAGCUUGACCACUCUCCAACCAGUCCAGUUCUCCCCGCAGCUCCACCCGUCAUACCAGCAACAGAUCCAGAGCCCCUUCAUGGCCUCUCAUGCGCUCUACGGCCACAAACAGGAAGUGGCCCCGUACGCCCACACAAGCUUCCUACUGACUGACACAUCCAGCCUCAGCCCUUUGACCCCAGCCAAACAGGUUUUCACCUCUGACCCGGAGAUCCACACCGCGACUGGUCAAGCACCCACCGUCCACUUGCAAGGCCCUGAGGUGGCCAUUUCCCACCUGCAGGCGGGGCAGCGGCUUAGCUCCAGCCCUGCAGUAUCAUCUUCCGGAAGUUUGGUCUUGUAUCAAAGCCCUGAAUCGGGAAUUGAGACGUUCAUUUCCACGCAAUAAUAAAUAUAUUUGAAUUCA
This is a messenger RNA of Anolis sagrei ordinatus, 978 nucleotides long. The record is from RefSeq and is a predicted model, not a curated record. NCBI's taxonomy places the organism in Eukaryota, Metazoa, Chordata, Lepidosauria, Squamata, Anolidae.